ACUAUAUUUUUAACUUGAACGGUUCAUUCAUGUUCGUUUUUAUCGCUUCGUUAUCUAACGUAAUUCGUAACAGUAUGUGUCUGCUUUUGGUUUGUUUUUAUCAUGAAAUUGACGGUAAUGCGCCCGGCUAAAUAUACUCCUAGGUUUGUUUUCAUUCGAGUAGUGUACCGGUGUCGGUGUUUCAACGUGAACGGUGAAAAAUGGAAUCAUUUUAUGAAAAGCUUCGACAUAUGAGAAUUCCCGAAGAUGCCCAAGAGCCCGAAUCCAAUCCAAGUGGUAAUGAGACCGAAACUGAUGAUACCCGAGCCGAACCAGUGUUUGAUCUCAUCGAAGAUACUCGAUCCGGACCUGUUGACCGGUUCGAUUGUCCAUAUUGUUACAAUGUCUACUAUACCGAAGAACAUUUAAUUUCGCACAAACGAACCCAUCAUUCGAGUAAGCAGUAUACUUGUAAAUGGUGUAAUAUCGUAUUCACCUAUGCUGGAUGGUCGUAUCAUCAUAAAAAACAUACUAACGAUAAAUCUUACUCGUGUACUAGCUGUAACAAGAGUUUCUUCAUGCUGCAGCAACUUAAGUCACAUCUAGCUAAUCACAAGCAUUCGUGUAAUUUUUGUAGCGAUACGUUCGUCACUGCGCAGCAAUUACGAGCUCAUGCGAAUUCAGUUCACGAUGCCUCAGUGAAAGGCGAAGUUCUACAUCGAAGACAAAAGAGAUCGAAGUUGAAUCGUAAUUCGAAACUGAAAGACGAAAUACUACAUCGAAGACGAAAGAGAUCGAAGCCGAAUCGUAAUUCGAAACCAACAGUAAUUCAACCGGAAACUCCUCGAAACGAAACAAUACAACACGAGCUGCCGGAAAUUAACCAUUCCCAACGUCGAAUCGAUGUUACUAAAUCGUUCGUUCAUCGUGAUGAAACAAUUCGACAUAAUUUACCUCAUCAUCAAGUCGCUAAACAGAAAAAAGAUCGAAAUGGAACGACCAAAUCGUUCGAUUGUGAUAAAUGCCAUCAGAAGUUUCCAAAACUCAAUCAGUUUCGUGAUCAUCUGAAGAAAAGUUUCAAAUGCAGACCGUACUGGUGUAACGACUGCAAUGCCAAGUUCAUUCAGAAGAAAAUGUUAGAGAAGCAUGUCAGAAGCCAUUUGUACAAAUGUAGCUCCUGUUCGCAAAACUUCUCCUGUACGAAUUUACUAGACGUUCAUAUUUUCAACGAACACAUGCAGAGCGUAAAUGAUACGAGUUUCGCACCUAAAACCGGUUUCCGAUGCCGGUACUGCGGUUUGAUGUAUUCUACAGAAGAAGAUCUCCAGAACCAUAUCAAGUUCUCCGGCGAAAAUUUAAUCAUUUGUGCUACGUGUUUCUAUAUUUCUGAAACCGAAGAUGAAUUCAGUUACCAUCUGGAAACUGCGCAUGGAAUUUUUGAAGAGCGUCGUUCGUUGUAUCAAUUUGUGGAUUGAGAACGUGUGUGUGUGUUUUUUUCUUAAAUAUAGAUUUUAUCGAUGAUUGUUCUAUCUUCUAUUGGA
This is a messenger RNA of Planococcus citri (citrus mealybug), 1520 nucleotides long. Its product is annotated as zinc finger protein 26-like. Lineage: Eukaryota; Metazoa; Arthropoda; Insecta; Hemiptera; Pseudococcidae. Bases 201 to 1454 code for a protein of 417 amino acids. The record is from RefSeq and is a predicted model, not a curated record. The transcript is spliced from 2 exons.